Molecule: messenger RNA, 747 nt
Organism: Pelobates fuscus (common spadefoot toad)
Lineage: Eukaryota; Metazoa; Chordata; Amphibia; Anura; Pelobatidae
Gene: SNX3
Product: sorting nexin 3
Exons: 4
Coding region: 148-636 (162 amino acids)
Biological process (GO): endocytic recycling; late endosome to Golgi transport
Cellular component (GO): retromer complex; early endosome membrane
Molecular function (GO): phosphatidylinositol-3-phosphate binding
Source: RefSeq, a predicted model, not a curated record
CUCCGCUCGGGUCAUGUGACGGGCGCGCGCCGGCCGGUCGGUCCCUCCCAGCAGCUGCCGGGUCACCUGACACACUGCGCGCACCCGCCACUUCCGGCGACCACCGGGGGCACGGCUAUAGGAGUAACGGACCCCUCCCCGCCCGUCAUGGCCGACACCGUGGUUGACACCCGCCGCCUCAUGAGCAAACCGCAAAACCUCAACGAUGCCUACGGGCCGCCUAGCAACUUCCUGGAGAUCGACGUGUCCAACCCGCAGACGGUCGGAGUGGGCCGGACCCGAUACACCACGUACGAGAUCCGGCUGAAGACCAAUCUACCCAUUUUUAAACUAAAAGAGUCUUGUGUCAGAAGAAGAUACAGUGACUUUGAGUGGCUAAGAAGCGAGCUUGAACGGGAAAGCAAGGUUGUGGUCCCCCCUUUACCUGGGAAAGCUAUUUUCCGUCAGCUUCCUUUCAGAGGAGAUGAAGGAAUCUUUGAUGACUCGUUCAUUGAGGAAAGGAAGCAAGGACUUGAACAAUUUAUAAACAAAGUUGCUGGGCACCCAUUGGCGCAGAAUGAACGAUGCCUGCACAUGUUUUUACAAGAUGAGAUAAUAGAUAAAAGCUACACGCCGUCCAAAAUAAGACAUGCUUAGAGCAAAGAAUAAAGUGAAUAACAAUGACUGUAAAACAUUUGUUUUUUUACAUUUGAACAUAUCCUCAGCAUAUUACAAUCUGCUGUAAUAAAUGUAACCUACUAACCUCCA